ACUUUCAGAGCGUAGUUCACAACCAGAUUCACACGACAGCUUCGCAAUCACAUUCAUACGACAGCUUCGUUUAAUCGAUUUUUUUUUUUUUUUGUGAUUUUCCUCCAAUUGUUAUUGUCGUCGAAAUGGCCUCUUUCGCCGCCGCCAGAUCAAUUCUCCGUUCUGCCUCGGCCCGUAUCGCUGCGGCUCGCCUCCCCUCCUGGGGUAGCUCCGCCAAAGCUGCUCCGUCGCCAUUUCGUACCUCUGGUAGCAAAUCCCUAUCUCAACGCACUUUCAGGUACCCUGUUGAAUUGAGCUCUUGUGUGGAAACGCUGCUGCCAUACCACACAGCUACGGCUUCCGCUUUGAUGACUUCGAUGCUCUCCAUUACUCGCCGCAGUCAUAUUUGGUUUCCCGAAGAUCAUUGAAAUAGUGAUAUCUCUAAAGUGUAAUAUCUGAUGAAAAUUUUCAUAUGAUGUUUGAUGUUUGUUUAAUUGUGAUUGUAAAAUAUGUUACCAGUGGAUGGCUCUGCUGUUGUUGGGCCGACCUAGGAAGGUGAGGGUGGUAUUUGUCAGAGGAAUUGGAUUAUAGAAAUUAUUUUAUUGCAUUUGAUUAUUAGAUAAGAAUAUGAAUGAAUUGGUGGCUUGGUGUUUGGAAAGCAUUCCAUUA
This is a messenger RNA of Tripterygium wilfordii, 648 nucleotides long. Its product is annotated as protein NUCLEAR FUSION DEFECTIVE 6, mitochondrial-like. Gene Ontology annotation, cellular component: mitochondrion. The transcript has 2 exons. The coding region runs from base 126 to 407 and encodes 93 amino acids. The record is from RefSeq and is a predicted model, not a curated record. Lineage: Eukaryota; Viridiplantae; Streptophyta; Magnoliopsida; Celastrales; Celastraceae.